Molecule: messenger RNA, 388 nt
Organism: Magnolia sinica
Lineage: Eukaryota; Viridiplantae; Streptophyta; Magnoliopsida; Magnoliales; Magnoliaceae
Product: CLP protease regulatory subunit CLPX1, mitochondrial-like
Exons: 4
Coding region: 87-380 (97 amino acids)
Biological process (GO): protein catabolic process; proteolysis
Cellular component (GO): mitochondrial matrix
Molecular function (GO): ATP binding; ATP hydrolysis activity
Source: RefSeq, a predicted model, not a curated record
UCUUAUUGUGCUUUCAGAAGCAAAUGACAGGGAAGCUGCAAAGGCUGCUGAAUAGCUGCAAUCCGUAGGAAUUUCUGGCUGUUGCGAUGGUGCAGCAGCAGCAGCAGCUACUUCAGGUCCUUUCCGUGGCUGUCUAUAACCACUACAAAAGGAUCUAUCACUCAUCUGUACAGAAAGGGACUGAGGGAGAUUUGGGAAGUCCCAAGGCAGAAACUGAGGAUGAUGAUUCGGUGGAGCUAGAGAAAAGCAAUGUAUUGUUGAUGGGUUCAACUGGCUUAGUUACAAAAGCGUCAGCUCUUUCUUGCCUGUUAUAUGGUACUUGCUCCUCAGGAGGAGAAAUGAAUUGUGGUUAUGGCCCAAUUACUUUCAGGCUCUUGUAAAUGAAAGC